Messenger RNA from Paralichthys olivaceus (Japanese flounder), 2616 nucleotides. The record is from RefSeq and is a predicted model, not a curated record. NCBI's taxonomy places the organism in Eukaryota, Metazoa, Chordata, Actinopteri, Pleuronectiformes, Paralichthyidae.
CAUUCAGAUCAUACAAGUGCACAGAAGAAUGAAAUUGCUUUUUCUCCCGGCUCCAAGUGCAGAUAUAGAAGGCAAGUAAUUUAACACAAUAAAAAUAGACAUAACAGACAAAACCUACAGACAACAAGUCAUAGAAGUCAUCUCACAGAUGUUGGAUUAUUGCACAGGGUAACAUAAACAGUAUCAGUAAUAUAAACUUGUAAGAGUAGAUGUAAACUUUCAAAGUAAAUGUAAACUUGACACUGGUGAAUAUCAAUAAGGUGCAAACAAACAAACACACAUGGGUGACCCCCCCUCUGCAGGAGCAUAAUUUCUUAUCACAGAUUAUUUCUGUGCACAGUUAAUAUUUCAUUUUUUAUUCCCUACCUAUAAAACCUCUAAUAUCCUGAGAGGAUAAUGAGCCACGGUGCAGCAGCUCCGUGUUUUCUGAGUCUUCAUCAGGCUGCUGGAGAAACGACUUAUCAUUGUUUAUCAAAUUAGCACCGGGGCUUGACUCAGAGGGAAAGGACGGGGAGAGAGCAGGGGAAAAAAGCUGCACGAGUUCCCCGGCUCUGCGCUCCGCUCAUUGGCCGGCGGAUCUCACUCGUACCAAGCGACGGUGAGCGCAGGCGUCGUCAUCCCGCCUCCUCUGGACCCUUUGCGGGGCUGCAAUUGGCCGCCGCGGCUCGCUCCGUCCACGCAGGUUAGGUUGCUCCGCAGCGUUAAGAUGUUCAAUUGAUGGGCGUACCGAGGCUGUGCGGCGAAAGGAAGAAUCCGGUACGCGUUUCUUUUUGGAGCAAAACAAACAAACAGAAAAAAAAAAAAAAAGACAUGUCCUCCCCGGGUCGGAUCGCAGCUCGCCUCCGGUUCCCCCGCGACGCGUCUCCCGGAGCUCCGCUGCAGCUUUCCCCUCCCUGUGCGCGGUGACAAGCGGGUUUUUUUGGACGAUGCUAGCGCGGCGUUUUAACGGAGGAACGAGGCUCCUGACAGAAUAACAACAACAACACAAGGCUGCACGGUGUCAGUGUCGGUGCGUGUGGAUGAGCUCCUCUUUGUUUGUGAUCUUCCUCCGCGGGGGACUCGGACACUCCGGGUGGAAAUAAAUGCACCUGCCGCGCAGCCGAGGACCCGAACCGGAGCACAUGGGAAUAUCUGCUCCCCAGGACCUCGCGUGGUGAAGUCGCUUCUCUGAGUUGAAUUUCUCCUCCUCCGCCAUGGAGCACGCACAGUUUCUCCUCUAACAUCGUUUUUUUUUUUUUUUUAAAUGUUGCCUCGUCUCUGGGCUUCAAACCCGCCCGAGUGUCGGGAGGAUGACAGCUGAUCGCCCCUCCUCUCCCGGGACUUAAAUAAAAACGCGCUCCAUCUGAGAUCCGCUGCCCGGAGUCUCAGUUUCAGCUGGUUUAACAAUAGCCGGAGCCGCCGGGGGGCUGUGACAUUUGGUUGAUUGCCACCUCAGCCUCCCCCCUGAUCGGCUUACUCGCCUCUCGGUUCCGCUGCUGGAGCCCGGGUCAUAUUUCUCUGAAGGGCCCUUUUUUAAUUUCAUUUCAGGGGGAAGAUUAAAUCAACUGUGCAGGAGCAUCUCUGCAGGAAGUGUCCGAUCCGAUCACCUCUCCUCCUCCUCCACAUGAAAACUUUGAUUUCUCCUCUCUGACACUUUGCCCCUGGCUGCUGCUUCCCUUGGUCCGGGGGAUGAUCCUUGGAAGUAGCCGAUAAAAUAAUCAGCGUCGCGGUGUCAGCGGAGGCUUGAGCUACAGGGGAUUUGUGUCAGAUUAUCGCCGGACUGCUAUUUUGCUCCCCGGGUCACACUCUCCUCUGAACUUAGCGGCUUUUGAUCUGCAGCCUUUUCCCUGCUGCCGCCUGGAAACUCCUGCGAGGGGGACGGAAGCCUGCGUCUUUACAACCGUCGCCAUUCAUGAGGGGCCGAGGUGGGAGAAACGAGUUGCACCCAUGAGCGAUGAUUGCCACAGAGGUGUCAGGACUCACAUCUGAGGACACGUGGAUCAGGGAGGAAUGAGACGCGCGUAAAAGUUCCUCAUUCCUUGGUUUUUACGCACGCUGCCUGGAAUGCUGUGACCGAGCGGGAGGUCGGGAGCCCUGUCGAGCACAGCCACAAACAAAACACACACUUACACACACACACACACAUACAUACACUUACACACACACACACACACACACACACACACUUACACACACAGCAGCGCCCGAGCGACUGCGCCUUCCGGACCCGUUUCGACUCUCCACCGGGCAGCCACCGGAGGAUGUUCGAGCCAGGAUGCUGCGCUUCCCCGUGAAGAAGAUCCGGAAGCAGUUCAAGCUCCUGCUGCUGCUGGUUCUGCUCACCUCGGCCGUGUGGUUCACUUACCUGCACAUCAACCAGGGCAAGACCAUCAAACUCCACUUCAACUACGGGAAAGGCAGCGUCGGGAAGCCUGAGUCGUCUCUGCAUGUCUUGCACCGUUGCCUCGCUGUUGAAAACAAAGACUCUGGAGUGACAGUGAGUCCUCAGCCUCAAGGUAGUAUUUCACCACUGGACGGCGUGAAGCAAUAAUCUGGAUCCUAAUCUAAGUCGACUGUCAAACUGUCUCCAGACUUUGGAGAAUUUCCACUUAUCCUUUUUUUUUUUGUUAAAUAAAA